Anopheles coustani is the source of this 1575-nucleotide messenger RNA. It is a transcript of the gene Mipp1, whose product is annotated as multiple inositol polyphosphate phosphatase 1. The record is from RefSeq and is a predicted model, not a curated record. The coding region runs from base 77 to 1540 and encodes 487 amino acids. The transcript has 6 exons. Gene Ontology annotation, molecular function: acid phosphatase activity; inositol phosphate phosphatase activity. Lineage: Eukaryota; Metazoa; Arthropoda; Insecta; Diptera; Culicidae.
GCUGAGAGAGCUGUAGAUUACAGUUUUAACCAGUGCAACAAGUUAAUUGAACAAAGGAUCGAAAAACUGAUCGACAAUGAUCUUGAGGCUCCAUGCGUCGGUUGUGCUGCUCGUGUGCACACUGAAAGUGAUCACGGCCCAGCGGAGUAGCUGCUGCGAGACGUACUGCUACAACGAUGACGAUGAACGGAAGCAAGUGCGACACUUUGCCACCAAAACGAUGUACGAAGUCAUCCGCCCGCCGGACACCGAUCGUCAGCACAUUGUACCGAACUGUGCACCGGUAAAAUUUUGGCUCCUUAGCCGACAUGGCACUAGACUUCCGAGCAAGGGUGACAUCGUGGAAAUGCCAACGCAGCUGAAACUGUUGCAAGAUGCCAUCAUUGACAAUUACUAUACACGCCGUACGAUGCCCGACAAUGGGCGCAUGUGUGACAAGGACCUGGAAAUCCUCCGAAAUUGGCGCUGGGAUCCGAACAUUACCGCGCAGUACGAAUCGACGCUUACCGAGCAGGGAUGGCAGGAUCUCAAAUAUCUGGCACUGCGCGCCAAGGAGAAAUAUUGGCAACUGUUCGGCAGUGGCUACGAUGCGAACAAGUUUUUGUUCCGCUACACCAACACUCAGCGCACCGAGGCAAGCUUCAAGGCGUUUGCGGAGGGUCUCUUCGGCAGCGAGGAGUCGCAGCGGGUCAAACCGAUAGCGCCAUCCGAGCCCGAUACCCUUCUGAAGCCGUACGACUACUGUGCGGACUACGACGCGAACAAAGAUCGCCAGAAGAAGGACGAAAAUUCCGAGGCAAAUAAAUUCUUCCGCACGGCACUGUUCACCGGCACGGUGUGGGAUAUUUCGCAGCGGCUCGGCUUUCGGCACAAUCUGAGCGUGGAGCAGAUCGAGCAUAUGUGGGAUGCCUGCCGGUUCGAGCAAGCGUGGCAAAUAUCGCGGGCAAGUCCGUUCUGUGCGGCGUUCACCCAGGAUCAGGUGAACGUGCUCGAGUACAAGGAGGAUCUGGCGUACUACUAUCAAACCAGCUACGGUUACGAACGUAGCACCGAGCUGGCAUGCCACGCCAUGGCCGACAUGCUGAAACAUCUAAAGUCCCGCGAAGAGCCGACGGUGGUGGCAUACUUUACGCACGACUCACAAAUCCAGCUGCUCCUGGCGGCGCUAGGGGCGAAGAAGGAUUCAACGCCACCACGGGCGGACAAUUAUCCGUUCAUGAAAUACCGCCAGUAUCGCUCCAGUGACAUUCCAUUUGCAGCCAACAUUGCAGCCGUAAAAUAUCAAUGCGCGGAGCAGCGAGAACCGGAGCGUGUUAUAUUCUUCCUGAACGAAAAGCCACUCAUGCUGGACUGGUGUAACGUCGGUCUGUGCAACUGGUCCGACGUUGAGCGAAAAUUCCAACGGUUCACCGAUGGCAAUUGCGACCGGAUGUACUGCCAGGGCAGUGGGGCUUCACAGUUCUUCGCACACCAUUCUCUCAUCACACUCGUCGUUGGUCUUUUCGUGCUCCUUUCCGUACGGUGGGGUACCUUAGUCUAAGUUUCCAUUUCACCAGUAUUAUGUUUUUCAACAGA